This is a messenger RNA of Ustilago hordei, 954 nucleotides long. RefSeq lists its product as uncharacterized. The record is from RefSeq and is a predicted model, not a curated record. Gene Ontology annotation, cellular component: mediator complex; core mediator complex. The transcript is spliced from 2 exons. Gene Ontology annotation, biological process: regulation of transcription by RNA polymerase II. The coding region runs from base 1 to 954 and encodes 317 amino acids. Lineage: Eukaryota; Fungi; Basidiomycota; Ustilaginomycetes; Ustilaginales; Ustilaginaceae. Gene Ontology annotation, molecular function: transcription coregulator activity.
AUGAAUGGCGAACACGAGGACGCUGACACGCAGCAACAAGCUGGAGACGAUGUUGCUGUAGCUGGACCCUCCAACUCGAAUCAGAUCAGCACCUCCUUCUUCCCUCCCCCACCGCAAAUCUACAAGAAGUUCACAAAACGCAACCUGAGAUACCUUGAAGUGCUCGAAUCGCACACGCUAGCAGAAGACGAAGCACCUUGGGAUCAGCUCACGUUAUCACAGAGGAUGGAAAGGCAAAAUGCGAUACUUGGACAGCAUCUCGAUAGCGCCAAAGGCAAGACGGAUUCGGAGGGGGAAGAUGUAGAGAUGACAGCAGUUGGAGCGGACGACACAAAAGCAAGGAUCAGAGACCUGCCAGACUUUGAUCUGAAGAAAGAGCUCGAGCCACCAAAUGUAGACUGGAUUGAAGAAGAUGGCGGGUACACAGUGUUUGGUCAGCUAUGGCCCAUUCCUGAUGUCACGCCGACGUUAGAACAACUCGGCAUUCCAGUCCUCUAUCCUCUGCAAGGGACUAACCGCAAAGAGCUUCUGCUAACACUAUUUCAGACACUGCUGCAAACAUACCGCGAGAUCACAGCUGACUUGCUCAAGCCUGCCCAGCCAUACGAUGUCUGGGUACCAGCAGUGCCAGACCCAAACUUGAUGCCAGAAGAGCAACAACAACAAAUGGCGACGCAGCCUGGAUUCUGGACGCAGUCCACCGAAGCGAAGGACCGACUGAAACACAUGCAGAAUGUAGUGGUCAACAUGCAAUUCCUGGUCAACGAGCUGAGACCAGUGCAGGCGAAAGAGACACUCAAGCUGAUCAUGGAGAUGCAAUUGGAGAGGAGGAAGCAGGAAACGCAAUUGAUACGAGAACGGUGCGAAAGCAUGCGAGCACGUGUGGAACAGCUCAAAAGCAUGCUUGCUAAAGCAUCGAGCGAGUCAACCGCCUCCGGUUCUGACACAAGAUAG